AUGGCCAGAAAGCGGCGCCAGUGGUCGGCAGCAGAGACAAGAGAGUUAUACAAUGUGCUCGACGAGAGUGCCAGAAAAGGCUCCACCCCCUUCGCUCAGUUGAUGAGAACCCUCGAACAGCAACUCCUAAAGAGUCUGAAGAAGGGGGAGUCGCGGUUGAGCGAGAAGCAAGUCAAGACCAAGCUACAAGGACUAGGGAAGAUGGCCGGCGUCAGUGCUGAGAAGCUCGUCAGCGAAUGGCCUCGACAUCGACCACAGUUUGCUGCCAAAACCCACCACCAACAAAGUGCCUCUCCGUCAUCAAGGGCUUCGACCCUGCGAAGCAGAAGUUCAGGUACACCACAGGGCGCAGAGCAGCCAUCGCCGGACUCCCCAUCACCAGCCACCAACGAUGUGCCUGCCCCAGCCGCUGAUGAUCCCAUCUCACACUCGCGAGGAAAUUCAUCACAGUCUGUCUUCAGGCAGUUCAGAAAAGAAGACACCCCUCUCCCUCCAGAGCCCUAUGAAUCUGAUGUUACCAGGAGUAUCCUAUAUAGCGCAAAAAUUCCCAAGUACGACUCUUUCGAUCACGCACUGACCAAGGCCUGGGAGCACUCUGGGAAAUGCAGGCUUUACGACGACGACUACACUAUCAAGGAGGUCGCCCAUUACCACCUCGGUGAGCCUGUACUUGAUACGGAACGUGGCGUCGAAGCCUUUUGUCAAGGGUUUCCCAUUGCUCAUUUGACAUGGUCCAACUUCACCCGCGCUUCACUCAGACUAGGCGAGAUGCUAUGCGGCAUGUGGGACCGAGGUUUUGUAGAGACAACCUUGAACGUUCUUCUUGCCGACCCGUUCAUGAACACUCAGAUUGUUCUUCGCGCAUUCGCUGGGAUGGCGAUCUUUGUUUGGGUGUUCGUGGAUCAAGACUGCUUGUGGCGUUACGACCUUCCGAGUCCGAUUCCAAAGCCGAUAAUAAAUGGUAAUGUCCUUAGGUUUUGCGAACAAUAUUUACCUCUAUUUACGGAAUCAAUAAAGCGGGAAGAAAAGUUGACUUAUCUGGAUCUCGUCAUCAAACCCAUGAUUCCGGGACUUGCUCGUCAGUUUGCACAGGAUCUGUUUGACGUUUUCAAGAGUAUCUGCGCUCCUCCGGCUCCGCCUCAGCAGGUGGAACCAUGGAAACACUCAACCACAGAAUCUCAGGAAGCGAGUGACGGAGGACUCUCGGAACACAGGCAGCACUAUCAGAUGGAAGCUUUGCACCAAUUCGAGCAAUCUUUCCUGAAGAGCCUGGAGCUGGCCUUCAUGAUGCGAAGAGCUGAAAACGAAAAAUACCAGAUGGAGUACCCCAAGAUUGGCGCGAGCUUCAACCACGAAUCGAUGACUCCGGCAGAUAAAAUAUCGGAUGGGCGGAAACUGACACGGGGAAACAGGGUGGCCCUUUGUCUGUGCCCGACGUUGUGGCAGACCUGGGGACCGCCCCAGGACAGGAAGAGACAAUGCAUCCACAAGGCCCUCGUCAUGGUUGAAGGUUUGGGCCGGGAUGAGACCAGCCAAGGGUAUCCUAGAGUUGUAGAUCUCGGAUAG
This is a messenger RNA of Fonsecaea multimorphosa CBS 102226, 1566 nucleotides long. RefSeq lists its product as uncharacterized. The transcript has 3 exons. Lineage: Eukaryota; Fungi; Ascomycota; Eurotiomycetes; Chaetothyriales; Herpotrichiellaceae. The coding region runs from base 1 to 1566 and encodes 521 amino acids. The record is from RefSeq and is a predicted model, not a curated record.